AUGCAAGCGAGCGAAUCCGCCCCAUCUGUUCCAAAAGCGGCUACGAGGAGAACUGUUGUAUUCGCUCGGUCGAAAGUUCAGUGGAUACCGAAACCGGAUUUCUCUUCGGAAGCCAUUGCGAAAGGCUUGAUUUACCUGAGCAGUGAAGACGAGGCUGUUUUCUCACUCCUUGAUGACAAGCAGGGAUACGAAGAAAUCGAUCGAUUGACCCUCAAGAACACUUACGAUAUCCGGAACAAGGAUGGACGACGAAUAUUUCUGGCAGUCGUGUAUGAAAAGCCAGGUCUAGUAUUUCGAAGACAAUGGGCCUUCCGACUAUCCUUUUAUGAUGCCGAAUCUCGCCGGAUCUCCAUUUUCAAUCGCGUGUCCACUCUUCACUGCUGCUCGUGCAUCGAGUCCUGUAGAACUCACGUGAUGCGGGGGAAAAUGGGGAAACCCGUGGGUCCAGCUGGCAGUAUAGUAAGUCGAUGUCACUGGCUGAGAAAGCCCAGUUUUAUGGUGCUUGAUGACAAGAAUAAUCUCUUGUAUCGACUAGAGCCUCUGUCAAAGAUGGACAAAAGCAAAUUCUUGAUUUUGGACAAAAAGCGCAAGAAGACCGGAGGUGAGGUCAGAAUCGUUACUCGAGAAGACUACUCAUGGAUGAGCUUUGAUACGAACGCAUUCAAAAUCAGUUUCCCUGCGGAUGCGAAACUGCAUGUCAAAAUGCUGCUCUUGGCUGCCACAGUUCUUCUGAACGUUUUGUACUGGGACGCGGAAGACAAAGGUCCACCCCCGGAGUUUCAGCCAACUGAGUCCGAAGAAGAACUCGCAGAAUUGCUGCACGAGGAAAUGGAGGCCGCAGAAGCUCUAACUGGCGAAGUUUCCUUGCUGGAACGAGACAAGAAUCUCAAGUCUACCGCGAAGCAGAAACAUCGUCCGGGUUCCCCGGCCACAGUCAAGGCUGCUUAUAGUCCUUCCGCGUUUGCUAACCGCGACAGUUUCUUGUCACGGAUGCACAUCAACGUGAAUGAUGGGGGUGAGGACGACGAAGUAGUGGCUCCUGGUGGAAUGAUCACUGAUCGCGGGAAAAUAUACGAGAGUGCUUUGUGAUGAUUUGAAUUCUUCGUCGUGCGAAUGAGAUUUUGAAUAUUCCUUUGUUUCUCUGAUACGUGAUGGAGAGACGACCGAUUUUUUUCCAUGCAAAUA
This is a messenger RNA of Notodromas monacha, 1185 nucleotides long. The record is from the annotation of a GenBank genome assembly. Lineage: Eukaryota; Metazoa; Arthropoda; Ostracoda; Podocopida; Cyprididae.